AACACGCGGUCUUCUUGCAGUUGAUAAAACCGAUUUAAUUCGAGAAGAUUGACCGAGAGAAAGUUUAGUUGUAGUUCUUUUUCUGUUGUAACAUUUUCGUUGAGAAUGUCUGAGGAAUUUUUAAUUCAUGGGCCCAACAGAUUGAUUCCAAUACCAGAAAUUUCAAUUGGUAAAAGAAUUUAUGACAGUUUAAAAGAAGCGGGACCAGAGGAAGUUGCAUAUAUCGACGUUAAAACGGAACGUUUUUUAACUCACAACAAUUUCUUAAAAUUAACAUGUCGCCUUGCAAGAGCUCUACAAAAUUGUGGUUACAAAUCCAACGAUGUCAUCUCAAUUUCCGGUGAAAAUAAUAAUUACUUCUUCGUGCCGGUUGUUGCUGGGUUCUAUUUAGGGAUGAUAAGCGCACCAUUAAAUCAUAAUUACACCGAGAGAGAAUUAUUACAUUCAGCUGGUAUAGCAAAACCGAAAAUUAUAUUUUGUUCCAAAACAAAAUUAAAAACAUACCUGGAUUUACAACGAAAGGUUGAUUAUAUUGAAAGAAUCAUUAUUAUGGACCCAAUGGAUAAAACGAGUGGUUUCGAUACCAUUGAGGAUUUUAUCGAAAAGCAUUGCGAAAAAAAUUUUAAAGAAGAUGAUCUUAAAAUCACUGAGGUUAAUAUUUUUGAGCAUUUAGCUUGUAUUUUGUAUUCUUCGGGAACAACUGGAUUUCCAAAAGGAGUUAUGACAACGCACGAUAAUAUUGCGAUGAGAAUGAGUCAUUUUAGAGAUCCAAGAAUUCAUGCAGCUGGUCCAGAAACUAUUAUGGGAUGUUUACCAUUCUUUCACGGAUAUGGUUUUAUGACCAACGUUACAGGUUUGGCUAAAAAAAACAAAAUAGUUGUAAUGCAACGUUUUGAAGAGGCAAAAUUUUUAAAAGCCAUCGAAAAGUUUAAAAUCAACAACAUCUCGAUUGUUCCACCAAUUAUGAACUUUUUGGUUAAAAAUCCUAUGGUUGAUAAUUACGAUUUAACAAGCCUCCAUGAAAUUACUUGCGGAGCCGCACCUUUAAGUCAUGAAUUAGAACAAACAGCAGAUAAAAAAUUCUCCUUCGUUUCUAACCUUCGUCAAGCUUACGGGUUAACAGAAGCAACGUUAGCUAUAACAAUGAUGCCAUCGAAUGAACGAAGAAGUGGUUCAUCAGGAAAAGUCGUCCCUGAAAUGACCGUAAAAAUAUGUGACCCAGAAACAAGAAAAAGUUUAGGUCCAAAUCAAAUCGGCGAAAUUUGCGUUAAAGGAAGAAUGGUAACCAAAGGUUAUUACGGAGAUGAAAAAGCAACAAAGACUUGUUUCACCGACGAUGGGUGGCUUCUCACAGGCGAUUUAGCCUAUUACGAUAAAGAUGGCUACUUUUACGUCGUCGAUCGAUUAAAAGAAUUGAUCAAAUACAAGGCUUUUCAAGUAGCUCCAGCCGAAUUAGAAGCCAUUUUGAUUGCAAACCCUAGGAUUAAAGACGCGGGAGUUGUUGGAAAACCCGACGACGAAGCUGGAGAAGUUGCCACUGCUUUUAUUGUUAAAGCUGAUCAAAGUUUAACAGAAGACGAAGUCAAAAAGGUUAUAUCAGAUCAAUUAUCUAAACCAAAACAUCUUCAUGGUGGAGUUUAUUUUGUCAAUGAAAUUCCUAAAAAUCCAAGUGGAAAAAUAUUAAGGAGGCAAUUACGUGAUUUAUUGGUGAAACAAAAAAGUAAAUUGUAAAAAGCAUGAUUUUAGCUGUAAAUAAAGAGAUUUAAUGAAA
Molecule: messenger RNA, 1771 nt
Organism: Onthophagus taurus
Lineage: Eukaryota; Metazoa; Arthropoda; Insecta; Coleoptera; Scarabaeidae
Source: RefSeq, a predicted model, not a curated record